CCAGUCUGGCAGCGUGAGUUGGCAGUGUAGAGAGCUGGCUGUGCCAUUAUUCCAUCAGUCUACUUUUGUAAACACACAAUGAGCAGAUCUGAAUGCCAAACAUGGGGAACUCUGUGUGCAGUUGUAAACGUUGCUGUCCGUGUUGUCCACCAAAGCCAUCGCUAAACCGCAACAGGGUCUGCAAGUCAAUCCACGACUAUCUCUCCCGCACGGAACAGGACCUUAAUCUGAAGAAAGGAGAUAUUCUGGAGGUACUAGUAGAGACUGAGUACUGGUUAUAUGUCAGGAGACACCCAGCAAAAGGUGAAAGGUCCCAAACCUUUGCUGAAGAACAGGGUUUUGUGCCUAAAGACUUCGUCAAACCUCAGGAUAGCAUAGAGGCUGAGUCAUGGUAUUUUGAGAAUGUUAAAACCCGUAUUGAAGCCAAGAGAUAUCUGCUGAGAACUGAGAACAACGAGGGUGCAUUCCUCAUUUGGAAGUGUGAAGAAAAUAACCACUAUUACCUAUCAGUGAGAAAUGGCCCUCAUGCGAGACAUUACAAGAUUAAGCAGACAGAAUUCGACAAGCAGUUUUUUCUUGUUCACCAUACGACCUUCAAGACUUUAUCUGAGUUGGUACAAUUUUAUUCUGAACACGAGGCUGGACUAUGUGCAAAGCUUAAUCGUCCAUGUGUGAAGCUGGACAAGCCAUCUCUCCCUGGACUGUCGUUUAAUUCAGAAUGGGAGAUAGACAGAAGUUUACUAACCAAAAUCAAGAAACUAGGCAGUGGAGAGUUUGCAGAAGUUUGGCACGGACUCUGGAACAAGACAACGGAUGUGGCCAUCAAAGAGUUUAAAGUCAGCAGUCCAAACAUCAAAAAAGAGAUUGAAAUCAUGAAGGAACUGCGACACGAGCGUUUGUUGAAGCUCUUAGCCGUCUGUACCAUUGACAAACCCAUCUGGAUAAUCACAGAGCUCAUGAAAAAUGGCAGUUUAAAGAAAUUUCUCAUCAGCCAUAAAGAGAAACAAGAUCUAGAGUUUUCACUGAUGAUGGAUUUUGCUGUCCAGAUUACAGAAGGAAUGAUUUACCUUGAAAAUAUAAUAGUUCACCGAGAUCUGAGAGCUGAUAACAUUCUACUCACCGACAUGCAAUCCUGCAAAAUUGCCGAUUUUGGGCUCGCUGAACUCAGUAUCACAGGCAACCAACCAAGUUCAUCAGAUGUUAAGGUCCCUGUGAAAUGGAUGGCCCCUGAGAUAUUUGAGAACAAUGGCUUCACAAGCAAGAGUGACGUCUGGUCUUUCGGGAUCCUCUUAACUGAAAUCGUCACAUAUGGAGAUGACCCAUACCCUGGUCAAGACAAAAUGACGUGCAUUCGAGCCAUUCAGCGAGGACAGCGGAUGGAGCGCCCGUCCGGUUGCCCUGAAGCACUCUAUGACAUUAUGCUGCUGUGCUGGAUGUCAAACCCAGAGGAGCGACCAACAUUUACUGAACUAAAGAACAAACUGAUGACUCUCAUCCAUGAGCCGGUUUCUGAACUGGAGUAGAUUUACACGUUAGAGCUUAACAUGUAUACAUUCACUAACAUAAUAGUUUGCACAUAGAGGACAUAGUAUAUAGGAAAUAUCUACUGAAAUCAUUACAUUAUAAAUGGGCAGAUAUGCACUCUACAACAUCAGGAAUAUAACACCCUUCAUCUCAGAUCAUGCUACACAACUCCUUGUUCAGUCUCUUGUCAUAUCAAGACUGGACUACUGCAAUGCUCUUUUAGCCGGCCUUCCUGCAUGCACAGUUAGGCCUCUGCAAAUGAUCCAGAAUGGUGCAGCAUGUCAAGGACCAGAGAGAGUGCAUUUUACACCCCUCCUUGCCAGGGGCGGUGCCAGGAGUGUUUUUACAGGGGUAGUUCGGGCAGGGUACCGUGAUCAAUCUGCGAAUUAGUAUAAAAGUUGCAUUAAGCCUCAAUAAUUUACUGAAAUUACAAUAUUAUAAGAACACACAGAGGGAUUGACAGACAGAAAGUGCCAUUGACCGCGGCCAACAGACACAUUUUUGUUAGCUCUGUCACAGAGACCGGUGAGAUAUAUCAGGACACUUAUUUCAGUCAAAUCAUUCAGGGAGUAGAAAUAUUUUUCACAUAGCUUUCCAUGAAAAAAAUAGCUUACAGCACCUUUAAGACUAAUCGCUUGUGUUGUAUCCUUCCUCAUUUUGUCAGCGUCUGCUGAAUGAAUUAAUGUGAAUGUAAAUAUGGGUGAAUCUCACGAAAACAUGUCCACCCCUAAUGAAAGAAUGUAAGAAAUAAUAUUUUGCACAAAGGAACAUGGUAGAGGGAGCUCUGGCUUGAGUGAUCGUGUCUACGACGGCUGGUGGUAGACCGUUUAGAUCUUCCGCAUCCCGUCCAAGGGCCAGACGUGGAGGAAAGAAGGUCCUUCCUCAGGGGAAUUUGCCAGGGAGGUGCUGUCACGAGGAGCGUGAGAUCCGAGAACCAAGACCAAGUGGGCCAGUAGGGGGCCACGAGAAUGACUUGUAAAUAUGGGUGAAUCUCACAAAAACAUGUCCACCCCUAAUGAAAGAAAGUAAGAAGAUAUAUUUAGGACAAAGGAACAUUCACAUUUCUAGCAUUAUUUUUGUGACAAUUAAACACAUUUCUUCACCCAAAUUCGAACGUGUUUGGAUGUUUAACUUUUAGCAAUUACCAUCAUUUUCAGUCAUGUUUCAUAUUAUAUUCUAAUUAUUGUUGUACAAUAUUUUUACUGUAUAACAUUAUUACACAUUUAAAUAAUGAUAUAUUAUUAUAAUUAAUAUAUACAGUAUAUAUUGAUUUAAAUAUAUAUAUAUAUUGUCACGAUUCACUGUUGUCUGGCCUGUGUUUCUCCCCUGUCAUCUGUUCCCGGACUACACUUCCCAUAAUUCCCUGCUCUCAUCUCUGCCAGCUGUCCUACAUUGUCCUCACCUGUGUUUCAUUUAGUCAUUAUUCUUUGUGUAUUUAAGCCCUGCUGUUUGAUCAUUCAUGGUCAGUUGUUGUAUGUGUUUGACCCCGGAGGCGG
Xyrauchen texanus (razorback sucker) is the source of this 3020-nucleotide messenger RNA. RefSeq names its product tyrosine-protein kinase SRK3-like. Gene Ontology annotation, biological process: innate immune response; protein phosphorylation; cell differentiation. The record is from RefSeq and is a predicted model, not a curated record. Gene Ontology annotation, cellular component: extrinsic component of cytoplasmic side of plasma membrane. Bases 93 to 1523 code for a protein of 476 amino acids. Gene Ontology annotation, molecular function: signaling receptor binding; ATP binding; non-membrane spanning protein tyrosine kinase activity. The transcript is spliced from 9 exons. Lineage: Eukaryota; Metazoa; Chordata; Actinopteri; Cypriniformes; Catostomidae.